UGCAAAACAGCUGAUAGCUCAUCAUAAAAAAGACGCUUGAUUUUUGUUAGUAAACUAACGAAAAAACAAUAUAAAUUGCACACUAGAAACAUAAAAAAUGUCUUCAGCUAUAUAUUUAGAAAAUUAUUUAGACGGCUUGGAAUCGCUGCCCACCGAGCUAGAACGGAACUUCAAGUUGAUGAGAAAAUUGGACGAUCGGGCGCAAACGGCUAUGAAAAGCAUCGAUAGCCAUGCGAAAGACUUCAUGCGCAAGCUAACCGCAGAGAAUGGAGCAAUGAGCGAGGAAGAGCGCAAGGAGCGUCUAGAGGACAUUAAGGCGCUGUUUGGCAAAGCCAAGGAAUACAGUGAUGAUAAAGUGCAGCUGGCCAUACAAACCUAUGAGCUAGUGGACAAACAAAUCCGAAGACUUGACAACGACUUGGCCCGCUUCGAGGGAGAGAUCCAAGAGAAGGCCUCCUCAACACGCGCCAAAUCCGAAGAAGUGGUCGCCAAAAAGGCUGGCCGUAAAAAGACCAAAGAUGGCAAGGCGACGGGUAAAAAGAAAAGGCCAGCCUCCUCGGAUGAGGAAACUGGGCGCGGCAAUCAAUCGAACAGCGGCAGCGGGGCUAAUCUAAAUGCUAGCAGCAGUGCUGGUCAAGGUAGCAAAAAGAAAAAGUCCAAGGUAAAUCAAGAAAAAGAAACCCGCAAGGGGGCAGCACAAAAGAAAGCCGUGGAUGUGGAUGACUCGGAAAAGGAUUCUUGCCACACGGCCGCCACACAUCCCAGCGACGUCAUGGACAUGCCUGUGGAUCCCAAUGAGCCAACAUAUUGCCUGUGCCACCAAGUAUCGUACGGCGAGAUGAUUGGCUGCGAUAAUCCAGAUUGUCCCAUUGAGUGGUUCCACUUUGCCUGUGUCGGCCUUACCACGAAGCCGAAGGGCAAAUGGUUUUGCCCCAAGUGCACGCAGGACCGUAAGAAGAAGUAGACAACGUUAACGGCAGCAGCAGCUACUAUGUAAAUAAUAUACAUAUACGGCCAAUUAGUAAAUAGUUUAGCAUAAGUAUUGUGUACUUUAAAUAAAUAACUUUCAAUUUCAUAUAAA
Drosophila navojoa is the source of this 1081-nucleotide messenger RNA. It is a transcript of the gene Ing5, whose product is annotated as inhibitor of growth protein 5. Gene Ontology annotation, biological process: regulation of DNA-templated transcription. NCBI's taxonomy places the organism in Eukaryota, Metazoa, Arthropoda, Insecta, Diptera, Drosophilidae. Gene Ontology annotation, cellular component: nucleus. The record is from RefSeq and is a predicted model, not a curated record.